UGUUCUCUCUAUUGUUUCCAAGUUUUUGAUCACUUUGCCUCUGUAGGAGACAUGGAGCGUUCCUCCUCUCUAAACUCUAGCUAUUCGCACUGGACAACAAGGCUAAGUAAUCCAGGAUACAUGGGGCGUUCCUCCUCUCUAAACUCCACCUAUUCACACCAGACAACAAGGCUAAGUAAUUCAGGAUACACGGGGUGUUCCUCCUCUCAAAACUCCAGCUCUUCGCACCGGACAACAAGGCUAAGUAAUUCAGAAUACACGGGGCGUUCCUCCUCUCUAAACUCCGGCUCUCUGUACUGGACAACAAGGCUAAGUAAUUCAGAAUACAUGGGGCGUUCCUCCACUCUAAACUCCACCUCUUCGCACCGGACAACAAGGCUAAGUAUUCCAGGAGACAUGGAGAGUUCCUCACAACAGCAAGGCUAAGUAAUUCAGGAUUGACUUAUGUACUUUAUUGUGAUAUUAUAUGGUCGUGAUUUGAUUUGAUAGUACAUGAAAUUAAGGAUUGGACGAUGAAUGUUGUUAUUGUAUUUUUGAGCAUGUUGACAUGUUUGUCAUAAACAUUUGGAUAUGGUUGUAUUGUAGAUAUGAAAUUUGAUGUUGGCAUUUGGAUAUCAUGUAC
This is a messenger RNA of Zingiber officinale, 622 nucleotides long. RefSeq lists its product as uncharacterized. Bases 52 to 426 code for a protein of 124 amino acids. The record is from RefSeq and is a predicted model, not a curated record. The transcript is spliced from 8 exons. Lineage: Eukaryota; Viridiplantae; Streptophyta; Magnoliopsida; Zingiberales; Zingiberaceae.